Messenger RNA from Hydractinia symbiolongicarpus, 1286 nucleotides. RefSeq names its product ATP-dependent DNA helicase Q1-like. The record is from RefSeq and is a predicted model, not a curated record. The coding region runs from base 319 to 855 and encodes 178 amino acids. Gene Ontology annotation, biological process: double-strand break repair via homologous recombination; telomere maintenance. The transcript has a single exon. NCBI's taxonomy places the organism in Eukaryota, Metazoa, Cnidaria, Hydrozoa, Anthoathecata, Hydractiniidae. Gene Ontology annotation, cellular component: nucleus; cytoplasm; chromosome. Gene Ontology annotation, molecular function: ATP binding; nucleic acid binding; four-way junction helicase activity.
GGAUAAAAGUCAUACUUUUAAAGGGUAGAAGACAAGGUGAGUUAGCUGAAUAUAAACAGAUGUUGGUGAUUGAAUGAUGGAGCUGUCAACCUCGUCCCCAGGACCUCUUUUCCCUUUUUUGAUAUUGGGGAUGGCGCGAAGAAGAAGGCCCUGGACCCGGCCGCUUUCUACACCCAGAAAUCUUGGGUGUAGACUGCAGCGUCAGCACUUUUGCUAAAUGUCGACAGUUCUUUAUAUGGAUAUGUGACAUCCAUAUAUGGAGUAAAACUAAGAAUUUAAAAUUAUUUCAAAAAGUGAACGGCGAGUUAAAGUGUUAAAAUGGUUCCGUUUUUCAAAAUGGACAAGAUAUUGCAAUUAUUUUGUAGAUUGCAACAAACUUUUUUAAUUAAUAACAUAAAUAAUAUUAUCUUAAAGCCACAGCAAGUUAAAUGUUUCGAGCAUCUUUUAAAUGGAUAUGAUGUUAUUGGUGUUUUACCUACUGGAUUUGGGAAAUCCUUGUUGUUUCAUUUGUUGGCAGACUUUUUGCCAAGAAAGAGUGUCCAAAAUAUAGUAUUGGUGGUGUGCCCUCUUAAUUCUAUCAUAGAGGACCAGUUGAAAGUUUUAGAAGUGAGAGGUAUUGGUGCUGGGGUGCUUCAUUUGGAGCAAACAGUUGUGCCUGAAAAAUUGUUUUCGUGUGAUGAGAAUGGUGAGUCUGAAAUACCAAUUUCAAUUAAAAAUGGCGAAUUAAAACUCGUAUUUGCUUACCCAGAAUCUCUGCUUAGUGUCAGAGAACGAGAAUUGCUAAAAAGUUCUGUUUACCAACAAAAUGUUGUCCGUUGUGUUAUAGAUGAAGCACAUUGUGUAAGCAUGUGGUAAGUAAAAACACUCCAGUGAAUCAUUUUUUUGUGUUUUUUUUUAAAAAAAGACAGGGCUGGCGAACACUUUUAUGCUAGAAACGAAUUUUAAAAUGUUUGUUAUGCGACAAUGUAAAACUUUAUUUUGGAUGUUGUCUCCACUUCACGAAUCAAUUCGCCUACCCUGACUUUGUCAAUGGUGAACUCAAGCUUCCAGUGUGUAUUUUUAAUUAUUAUAAACAAAAUAUUUUUUCUCUCUUUACUUAACCCCUUUCCGCAUAGCGUAUCAUAUAUGAUACAGUCUGUGUUUUGUUUAUCUCUGGUCACACUAUCUAAUUUUAAGCUAAAUAAACUUGAUAUACGGGUUCUCUGGAUAGUUCUUAGUAAGUUAAACCAAGGUUUAUAUAAAAUUUCAUAAUUCCCGUUUCUGAAUACUUUCAUAUGUUUACAAGA